AUGCCCUUUCUCGCCCGUCUAGCCAGCCUGCUGGGCCUCUCCUCCCCGGCUCCCGUUACGCCCCCAGGCGCCGCCCUGGCAGCAACCGUCACAGUGCCUGCAUCCUUGGGGUUUGUCCCGGUCGCAAUUCACUUUGAUCUGUUCAAUAUCCUCGUGGCCCAUGGUGGGCCAGCAACGCCUGACGAAGUGUCGGCAACAUGCAAUGCGCACAUCAAGGCACGUGGAAGAGAUGAGCCUGAGCUGAGUACAAAGUUGGCCUCUGACACGCUUUACAUCAUGUCUGGACUGGGUCUGAUCGAGCGCGUGGCCGAGGACAGCUUCACUGCAAAUGCCAUCACAAAACACAUGGUCGCCAUGCCUUCUGCCCAGCAUGGCGCCCUCCACUUCACAACCGAAGGCUUAAUGGCUGGUGCAUUCUUAAUGAAGAAGCUCCAGGAUACGGGCUUUGCGUAUCCCUUCGCCGAUUCAGAUGGCCCCUUGCAAUAUGCCUAUCGGCUUAUGGGUCAAUCUGAACUGGCAGACCAACACACGUACUCAAUUAUGGAGAAACAGGGCCGCAUGGACAGUUUCAAUCAGUUCAUGGUCGGCAAGUUUCUCAAAUUUGGGACAUUUCCCGAACGCGUCAAAUCCAUGGGCUAUGACUUGGAUGGGGCUUUGAAUGGUGACUUUGCUGAGGACUCUGCUGCCAUGGUGGAUAUUGGCGGCGGUCGUGGCGAGCUCCUUCUGGAGAUCAAGGCUGUCUACCCGCAUCUUGCAGGGGGUCUAAUCGUUCAAGAGUUUAACGCAGGCAUCAAUGAUGUGCCCGGUGUGCGUCUAAUGAAGUGGAACUACAAGGAAUCGGCCGAGCAACCGGUUCGUGGAGCGUGCGUUUACUCGCUGCAGCACAUCUUGCAUAACUUGCCUGAUUUGGAUGCUGUCUCGUUACUGCAGAAGAUCUCUCGAGCCAUGGGACCUGGUUCACGGGUUUUGAUCAUUGAAUAUGCUAAAAACAUGACUUAUACUUCGCUUCAUGCCAGUAUGAUUGCCUUAUAUGGAGGGCGAGAACGGAGCGCGACGGAGUGGCGGCAACUGGCGAGUUUGACGGGGCUUGAGGUGACCUUUGAGAAUUAUGUUAGGGCUGGAGAGAGUUUGGUGGAGAUGAGGAAGAUCGACAGAAAUAGUUAG
Molecule: messenger RNA, 1164 nt
Organism: Penicillium bovifimosum
Lineage: Eukaryota; Fungi; Ascomycota; Eurotiomycetes; Eurotiales; Aspergillaceae
Product: putative O-methyltransferase
Exons: 5
Coding region: 1-1164 (387 amino acids)
Molecular function (GO): O-methyltransferase activity
Source: RefSeq, a predicted model, not a curated record